AUGAAUCAGGACGUCGACCCGAGGCAGGAGUCGGUCAACAGCCGCCCAGCUCCCAAGCGGCCACCAUUCGUGCGGAAGGUGGUGAGUCUGAAGGGGUACUUCGUGGCAAUGCGGGACGAGAUCGACCGCAAGCUGGCAGCGGACAGAGUGGUAACCACAGUGGAGCCUCAAGUAGUUCCACCCCCCCCAGUUCCCCCGUUGGUACAGUCCUCUGGAAACUCCCCUCGGGGAACCGGAGUGGACACAGGAGUUGCUACGGACCCGGGCACUACGUCGCGCGGAAUACCCGAAGGUGGCUCCUCCUCAGGAGUUCCUCAACGAGGUGUUGCAAGCACCGCUGGUUUGGGAGAAAAUGUUGUGGGCGUUGCACAUCAUGCCGAUGUUGCCGGAGUACCCGGCGGAGCUGACCCUGGCGGUCCAACGGGUGGAGGGGAUAGCCCCGCUCCAAUCAUCGAGUGCAAGGAAACACGCAAUGUCAUUAUACCGGGUAUUGAAGGGAUGAUCACGGCAGUGCGUAUUAGGAUAGACAACCCGCGGGUAUACCAGGAGUUUCGGGAUAACAAGGAUUUUCUCGAGGCAACGACCUCAAAGACGUCUAUCAAUGUAGAAGGAUCAGCUGUCCCAGUAGUCGUCAACUCACCCCUUGAACCCAUCAUGCCCCUGACUUGUAAUAAGAAGAGCGUGAUUAAUAGUGAGCUAGUGAGAGACAGUUUGAUGCGUAAAAUGGGUGUGGAUGGCUUUGUGAAGGGAGUUAUGACGAUCGAGGCACGUAUAGAUGUCACUCGCUACCGUGAGAUAGCCACUGCCAUCGAAAGGAUUGACACACUGCGCACUGCGCUACCAUUUCACACUCAGGGCAUGGCGGCGGCUCUCAGCUUGAUGCCCUGGUAUUACGGCCCAGACCCGGCUCCUCGUUACCGAGAUACGUGUAUUCGGACGGGUUACGGACGGGAUGUUGUCUACCAUACGCCACUCGUGGAGCUCUGGGACAUAAUAACUCGCGGCACUCGCCAGCGGCGCCCUAGGGCAGCACCUACAGAUGAUGAGUGGGUAACGGCUAUCCGCAUCGGGCUUAACGUGGACGCCGAGGAUGACGAGGUACCGGCUGAAGAAGAUGGAGAUGAAGAUUCAGAGGAAAUGCCCCCGCCUAACCGGGCACCAGACAUGGCCGAUGUCUUCUAUACUGUGCCGCAGGCCUAUAAUAUAUCAAGGGACCCUCUCUUCCUAGCAUGGCUGUUUCCAGCCCACGGUAUCUCAGAGGCAGGUGUUAGCAUAACUGGUUGCUCACCCUAUGCGGACAACAGCGUCGCCCUUUUUGGUGACACAGUCGUCAGCGCUUCUAUGGAUGACUUUGAAGCCAUCCAUGACCUGCGUCGGCGUGGGGUGAAUUUGGAAGUGCGUGAUCUGGCAGAUAGGUUACUUGUGGCGGCGUAUGGCCGGAAUUAUCUCGUUCCGCAGGUGCCCGUAUCUUUAUUCGUCGCAUCCAGACGCAUGGAGGGAUUUCCGAUCGACCUGGUCCCCAAGUAUCGCACCGCGCUCAGCAAUAUCUCAGGCAUGAAUGAACAGGAGCCCGUGCGCGCCCAUACAGAUAGAGAUAGCGAUUUCUAUAAGUAUUCGGUUCUUGCGUGGUGA
Gregarina niphandrodes is the source of this 1632-nucleotide messenger RNA. RefSeq lists its product as hypothetical. The record is from RefSeq and is a predicted model, not a curated record. NCBI's taxonomy places the organism in Eukaryota, Apicomplexa, Conoidasida, Eugregarinorida, Gregarinidae. The transcript is spliced from 2 exons. Bases 1 to 1632 code for a protein of 543 amino acids.